Molecule: messenger RNA, 1479 nt
Organism: Euleptes europaea (tarantolino)
Lineage: Eukaryota; Metazoa; Chordata; Lepidosauria; Squamata; Sphaerodactylidae
Product: pancreatic lipase-related protein 2-like
Exons: 12
Coding region: 1-1479 (492 amino acids)
Biological process (GO): lipid metabolic process
Molecular function (GO): protein binding; triacylglycerol lipase activity
Source: RefSeq, a predicted model, not a curated record
AUGGCUUGGACGCCGGUCACUGCCGUGGCAGUGCCGCCCCGGGAUGCCAACGGGGCCUUCCGCUGGUGUCCCACCGGUGUAAAGGCCCGCGCCGGCAUCCCAGGAGCGAAUGAAGUCUGCUAUGAAAAGAUUGGCUGUUUCUCUGAUAAGCCCCCUUGGUCAGGAAUACCGGGAAGACAGCUGUUAGGUUUACCCCAGUCUCCUGAAAGUAUAAAUAUUUCCUUCUCUCUCUUCACCAAAGAGUCUGGAAAUACCUCACAAAAAAUCUCAGCCGAUAAUACAUCAACUAUAGAAACGUCUUACUUCUCUCCAUCAAGGAAAACUGCCUUUGUAAUCCAUGGAUUUUCCAGCACAGGAAGAUAUGGCUGGGUUGUGGAGAUAUGUUUGCUGCUUGCGGAAGUGGAAAAUAUAAACUGUAUUGCUGUAGAUUGGGAAGACGGGGCAAAAGGCACGUAUUUCACAGCGGCAAGCAACACUCGUGUUUUGGGGGCAAUGAUAGCUUAUCUUAUUAAAACUAUCAUGAAAAUAUUCAACUGCUCUUUAAAAGUACACCUGAUUGGUCAUAGUCUUGGUGCUCAUGCUGCUGGAGAAGCAGGCCGAAGACAUCGAGGCGAUGCCAAAAAAAUUCCAGGCAUCGAUAGAAUAACGGGCUUGGACCCAGCUGCACUCUGUUUUGAAGGUAUGCCCACUAAGGUCAGGCUGGAUCCUUCUGAUGCUGAAUUCGUGGACAUCAUACACAGCAAUGCUGGUGACUCACUUAUUAUAGGACUGGGGAUCAUUAAUACUACUGGCGAUAUGGAUUUUUACCCCAAUGGUGGAACUAAUAUGCCUGGGUGCAAUGAUCUAAUUAAAUCAAAGGAAGAAGAUGAACUGAAAACCUAUCCUCAAGUUACUCGUGCUGUUGGAAUUUGCGACCACUCACGAAGCCAUAUGUACUUCAAAUACAGUAUUCUUUGUCCUGAUGGAUUUCUCGGCUAUCCGUGUGAAUCAUAUCACUCUUUCAAGGAGGGAAAAUGCUUUCCAUGCCCCAAAGGCGGCUGCCCCAUGAUGGGUUAUUAUGCUGAUCGGUUCUACGAUAAAUUGAAGAAGGGGGACACUGCAAAGUACUUUUUAGAAACAGGACCUGUGGAGCCAUUUUGCAGCUGGAGGUACAAUAUAUCUGUCAAGCUAUCUGGAUCUGCAAGGGGAGAUAUUAAUAUAUUUUUGCGUGGUAAAGAAGGAAAGACAAAGCAAUACCAAAUUGCAGAUGGCUACCUUUGGCAUGGACGAAUCUAUUCAAAGCUCAUUGAUACAGAAAUUAAUCCUGCAAAUGUGACAAGAAUUGAGUUUCUUUGGUAUAAGAGGUUCUUCACUUUAUGUUGGGCUAAGCUGGGAGCAGAAAAAAUGACCCUAACACGCGGUCAAGAUGGGCAUGAGUCUCACUUUUGUGGAAACGAGAGAGUAAAAUAUGGAGUUCUUCAAACUCUCACACCUUGUUGA